AUGAAGUCAAAGUCAUUCGAACUGCCAAAAAACUCACCUGACGAGGUGAAACAUAAUAAAACAUUUGAUUUUGUUAAAUAUUAUAAACCUGCUCCCGAAAGUGACAUAGAAAAUAAUGUGUCAAAAGUUAAAAACCAGACACCUAAACGACAACAUUCGCCGAAUAAAAACAAAAAGAAAAAUAAAAAAGAAAUGGAAGUCGCGCAGGUAAACAUUGAUGGAUCAAACUUAUCCUCAGCUGGCGGGAACAGCUUAGAGACGAAUCACGUAACAUCCACACCAAACACCACAAGUAAAAAAGAUAAAACUUGUAAAGUGAAAUCAAUCAUGAAGAAUUCUAUGGUAGAGGAAAGUUUGGACGUAUCUGACGUACAAGUAGCGAACGCUAAGCCUAAAAAAAGAAAUAAAUCAGUGAGCUUUAUGCUUGAGGAAAAUGAAGAGGUGGUUGUUAAAAAAUCUAAAUCGGAAGAAUCCAUGGCAGUCAAGAAAUCAAAUAAUGAUAAAAUUAAUAAGAAGUCCAAAAAGAAUAAGUCAAGUGAUCAUAAAAAACCAGAUGACAAAGAAAACGAGUCUGAUGUAAGCAAUAUGGAUAUGGAUCAAGCGGAAAGACCUUCCAAGAAACAAUUAAAAUCUAAAUCGAAGACUGAAAAGAUGCAACUUGAAAAUACUUCUAAUGCUGAAAUUGUAGAGGAUGCUAGUGGCGACAGUCAAAUAUUAAAUAAAUCUGAAAAGAAAUUACGGAAAAAGAAGAAAGUUGUACCGAGUGAGGUUAACAAUGAAACCAACUCAGGAAUAGUUGAAGAUACAAUGAAUGUUGAUACUGAAAGUAAAAGUGAAGAUAAAAUAGUGAAAUUGAAAAAGAAAAAACAUCUACCUAAAUCAUCACAGAUGACAUCGGAGACUGAUGGGGAACCUGUAACAAAAUCAAGAAAAAAAGAUUUAAAACCAGAAAUCAUUGCCGAGGGAUUAGAAAACCUCAAUAUCGGUGACAACCCACAUUCACUAACCAGUCUUAUUGAUGAAAUGACGGUUGCUGAUAAAAAGAAGAAAAAAAACAACCCCAUGUUUAAAAAAGACAAGAGUACAAAAGUGUUCAGUCGGAAACGGUUUGAUGCUCCCAAGCAAGAGGUGAGUACCGAGCCAGUUGAAGAGAAGGAAAAGGUGAAAUGGGUAAAACGUAAAUUCAAUAAAGACAGGAAAGGCACAAUAAGCGACAAUAGUUCCAGAUCAAUUUCAGUUGAAAAUCUACCAAUAAAAAUUAUAUGUAGCUAUAGAAAACUACUCACGGAGCAUUUCACAAAGUUUGGGACAGUUCGGCAUGUUGGAGCUGCAGAAUUUUAUCCGGCUGAAGACCCUAAACCUGUUUUCACUACAUUAAUAGUGUUUAGUAAUGACAAUGAGGCAGAAAAGUCGUUAGAAGAAGACAACACCUUAUUCAACGGCAGCCGAAUUCGUGUGAAAAAGGCGUUGCCUCCGACGCAGACCACUUUAGUUGUACGUUCCUAUGCAGAACUAUCGAUGCAGGCUUUGAGUACUCUGUUUUCUGGCGCGGGACGGAUACGAAACAUACACUAUAUACUAAAAGGAAAGAAUACCUGUUCGACGGCAUUUAUAGAAUUCGAUGGACCCGAAACAUUAAAUCGUGCUCUCAAAAUGGCAGAAAAUGCUAAAAUAGGCGCCAAAAAAAUACAUGUUUCUAAAUAUGAAGUCCGUAAAACAAAUCAAGACACAGAGUCGAUGGCGAACAGUGCGAGAUAA
This is a messenger RNA of Danaus chrysippus (African queen), 1758 nucleotides long. Lineage: Eukaryota; Metazoa; Arthropoda; Insecta; Lepidoptera; Nymphalidae. The record is from the annotation of a GenBank genome assembly.